Dromiciops gliroides (monito del monte) is the source of this 1948-nucleotide messenger RNA. RefSeq names its product otolin 1 (gene OTOL1). The record is from RefSeq and is a predicted model, not a curated record. The coding region runs from base 432 to 1922 and encodes 496 amino acids. Gene Ontology annotation, molecular function: protein binding. NCBI's taxonomy places the organism in Eukaryota, Metazoa, Chordata, Mammalia, Microbiotheria, Microbiotheriidae. The transcript is spliced from 9 exons.
UCGGAGCCAGGCGGGUCCUCGGUCCGAUCCCUUUGGGAAGGAAAUGAAGCCCCUGACUGAGAACGGGGACGGGCGGAGAGUUUGGGUGUCAUUGAAAAUGCAAAUACAGCUCUGUCAUGUGGCAGAGCUUGGGGAGAGGAGCCAAGGACCGCGUCCUGGGCGCUACGGGCUCGCUCACACUCACAGAUCAAGGGACAACUGAAAUGGAUCCAGGCACAGAUGGCUGAGUGACUGGUCCAUGACCCUAUGUUCCUAAGAAACUGAAUAGAAAUAAUUAUCAGAAGGCAACACACGGGGAUUAUUAAGAGUUCUGAAAUGUAAUGUGUGCUGUAUUCUAUCAGACAUCUUGGAUCCUCUGGGAAAGUGAUGUCCUUGAUCAAAUGAGAACUGGUUUUAAUGAACAAACAAGCACAUGAAGAUAAAGAUCCAAAAUGAUUGUGUUUGCUGUUUGGCAAGACAUUUUGACCCAGUUGAAACAAUAUCUUGGAAGAGCUUUAACCAUGUGGAUGCUUUCUUGGCCUUGGGCCAACCUGAUGAUUUUAGUUGUUGCUGUAAUAGGCUUACUGGCCAAGACCACGCCAUCGACAAAGUUUACCAAGAAACCUCCUGGAAAAGAUGUCCCGAAGGGUUUUAAGCCAUCCACUGCCUCUCCUACCAAAGAAGAAACACAAUUCACAGAGGCAGCUGAGAUGGAAGAAAUGACCACAGAGCCUCCGAUGACCUCUGACUUCAGACCAACAGCUACACUCUUCCCUUUUGAAAACUUCACUCUGGAUACAGCAGAUUUCUUUUUUAAUUGCUGUGACUGCUGCAUGUCUGCCCCUGGACCAAAAGGAGAACCAGGGAAGCCUGGAUGGCCAGGUCCCAAGGGAGAGACUGGUGAUGUAGGGAGUCCAGGUCUUCCAGGAAUUGUUGGACCACAAGGUACAAAGGGACACAAAGGUGAAAAGGGAGACAAAGGAGAACAUGGUGAUCAAGGAGUAAAUGGAGUCCCAGGAUAUCCUGGGAAACCUGGAGAACAAGGUGGAUUUGGUCCCAAAGGUGAUAAAGGGAACAUUGGGCAGGCUGGAGUAAAAGGACAAAAAGGAUCCAAGGGGGACACCUGUGAGAAUGGCACCAAGGGAGAUAAAGGAGACAGUGGGGACAUGGGGCUACCAGGCUUAAAUGGAGAAACUGGAGCCAAGGGUGAAAAGGGGGAGAUGGGUGAUAAGGGAUUCUGUGGAGAUUCUGGACAAGUGGGAGGAAAAGGUCAAAAAGGGGAGGUAGGAAUGAAGGGAGAAAAAGGCAGCAAAGGAGAUGCAGGGGGAGAAGGCACCCAGGGCUUAGAUGGCCAACGUGGGAUCCAGGGUGAGCCAGGUAUUAAAGGUGAAAAGGGGGAUCUAGGAUCGCCUGGUCUUAUUGGGCCUGUUGGGCCAAAGGGAAAUCUUGGUGACAAAGGGACACGAGGAACUAUUGGGAAAAAAGGUUCUCGGGGUCUCAAGGGCUCGAAGGGGGAAUGUGCAAGUGUCAAAAGAUCAGCAUUCAGUGCUGGCUUAUCCAAGUCUUUCCCCUCUCCCAACAUUCCCAUUAAAUUUGACAAGAUUCUCUAUAAUGAUCAGGGUGACUACAACCCAGGCACUGGGAAAUUCAACUGUAGUAUCCCAGGAGUUUAUGUCUUUGCUUACCAUGUCACCGUGAGAGGCAGGCCUGCUCGGAUCAGCCUUAUAGCACAAAACAAGAAGCAAGCCAAGUCUCGAGAAACACUUUAUGGCCAAGAAAUCGAUCAGGCAUCUUUCCUAACCAUUCUCAAACUAAAUGCAGGAGACCAAGUCUGGCUGGAAGUUGGGCGAGAUUGGAAUGGAGUGUAUGUCAGUGGUGAGGAUGACAGCAUUUUUACAGGGUUCCUAUUGUACCCAGAAGACAUUGCUGCUUUUUCACCAUAGAUAUGUUCAACAAUAUCAGUAUAGAA